Molecule: messenger RNA, 2112 nt
Organism: Argentina anserina (silverweed cinquefoil)
Lineage: Eukaryota; Viridiplantae; Streptophyta; Magnoliopsida; Rosales; Rosaceae
Product: actin-related protein 9
Exons: 20
Coding region: 58-1842 (594 amino acids)
Biological process (GO): regulation of DNA-templated transcription; double-strand break repair
Cellular component (GO): Ino80 complex
Source: RefSeq, a predicted model, not a curated record
ACAUCACUGACAAAAAACUCGGACAAAGAUUUCAAGCUCUCACUCCUUUCAGCUCCAAUGGACUACUUGAAAUCCGUGGUGCCAUCAAACCUUUUCUCAGACCGAGGCUCCAACAUCGUGGUUAUCAACCCAGGUUCUGCAAACAUCAGAAUAGGCCUUGCUUCACAGGACAACCCUAUUGAAUUCCCUCAUUGCAUUGCUAGGUAUACUACCCAAGUGCCCAAGAUCAAUGUUCAGGAUCAGAUGCUCAGUAGUCAAGUUACUACUACACAGUACAUGGAACGCGAAAAGGCCUAUGAUAAGAUUGCAACCGCCUUGAGGAUACCGUUUCUUGAUGAAGAGGUUGCUAAGAGUUCUUUCCCACGCAAGAUGGGACGUAUUGAUGGAAACAAUCCACAGAAUAGUAGAAAGGAAGCAGCAUUUGACUGGACAGAUGUGUAUGUAAAGGACUCUAUUGCACCUUCUGCAUUAGAAAGUUCAGAGAAUAUAGCCACAACUAAAGAGGCCAUGGACCUUGACCAGCAUGAAGAUGCAAAUGCUGAGGAGCUCGAUUCUAGCAGACACCAGUACAGGGAGUCCAUUUUUGGUGAGGAAGCACUAAAAAUAUCUCCGAAGGAGCCAUAUACAUUACGUCGUCCUAUUCGCAGAGGUCAUUUGAAUAUAUCACAACAUUAUCCCACGCAGCAGGUAUUUGAGGAUGUGCUUGCUAUUUGGGACUUCAUUUUGACGGAGAAGUUAAACAUCCCUCUAACCGAAAGAAACAUGUAUUCUGCUCUUCUGGUCCUCCCGGAAUCAUUAGAUAGUCGAGAAAUAAAGGAAUUGUUGUCUGUAGUCUUGCGAGACUUGCAAUUCAGCUCCGCAGUGGUUCACCAGGAGGGUCUUGCUGCAGCUUUUGGGAAUGGCUUAUCAACUGGAUGUAUAGUUAGCAUGGGUGCUCAGGUUACAUCAGUUAUUUGCAUCGAGGAUGGAGUAGCUUUACCUACCACACAGAAAACCUUACCAUAUGGUGGAGAGGAUAUAUCAAGAUGCCUUCUUUGGACUCAAAGACAUCAUCAGACAUGGCCACAAAUUCGGACUGACUUGUAUACAAAGCCUAUCGAUCUCUUGAUGCUCAACAGACUAAAAGAGUUUUAUUGUGAGAUUAAGGAGGAGAAAGUUGAAGCUGUUGCUGUAGUACAUUCUUAUGAAGACGGCAUGCCAGCUGGAUCUCAUAAGACAAACCUAACUGCUCUUAAUGUCCCUCCAAUGGGUUUGUUCCAUCCAACGCUUCUUGUACCAGAUGCAUAUCCACCAGCACCUAGUGUUUGGUUUAUUGACCACGAGGAUGUGCUGGAGGAUACAUGGCACAUGGAAUAUCAGAGAAGGCCUGAAAUGUCAGAUGGACUGUAUCCCAGCAUGAAUGUUGGUUAUCCAAUGUGGGAGAACUACCCAUCUUUUUCAGCUAAACCAAAGAAAGAAGAGAAGCUUGGCCUCGCAGAAGCCAUAACGAGGAGCAUUCUCUCAACAGGACGUAUAGACCUUCAAAGAAAAUUGUUUUCCAGUAUACAAUUGAUUGGAGGAGUGGCUUUGACUAGAGGUCUUGUUCCUGUAAUGGAGGAGAGGGUUUUACUUGCAAUCCCUUCAACUGAAGCAAUUGAUAGGGUUGAGGUCUUGCAAUCGAGAGGCAAUCCAACUUUUGUACCAUGGAAAGGUGGAGCGAUCCUUGGGAUUCUUGACUACGCUCGAGAUGGGUGGAUCCGGCGUGAUGAGUGGAUUCAAAACGGAAUUCACGUUGGAAAGGGCAGAAAGUACAAGGACUCCUUUUUCAUUCAAGCUCAGGCAAUGUAUUACAUUAACUCAUGAAAGCCGAGAACAACUGUCUGCACUUAUAUUCACUUGCACACAAUGCUUCAAGGUGCUACCAUCUACUUCCAAGUGAUGUACAUGUUGGUCAGGGUGUCGCACUGCUCCAAGCUAGUAGCAAUAUGGUCAAAAGCAGUGGUUGAUUAAUGUAAUUGAGAUAGCUUGAAGUACUGUAUACGUACAUGAUGCCAAUUCGAGGUUCUGAAUUAGCUUAACUAGGCACUUCAGAUAUUUGGCUUAUCAAGUUUCCAGAAUCAUCAUAAAUAUCAA